AUGCCCUUAAGUCCCACGUUUGAGAAGUACGAAGUGGAACAGGAGGUGAGGUCUGCCGGCGCUGACGUAGUCAUGACAUCCGCUCAAGACUUUCAUAAGUUUGAGUGGAUUUUGGAUGACUCGCGAAAUAACAACAAAAAUCCGGUGAAACUUGUGGUCCUUUUCGACGGCAAACACGAUAAGCACGUGACUUAUGAGGAGCUCCGGGAUGAGGGAAAGGGUCAGAAAUUGGCACAAAUACCACACUUCGAUGUAAACCCCGAGAAAGAUAUGCUAUUUUACAUACACACGUCUGGCACUACCGGUGCCCCUAAAUGUGCUAUGGUCCCACAUCGUAGUGUGUUAAACAAAAUUAAUAACCCCAAUAAUCAGGGCUACGGUAUGACCGAGUACCCUGCCCUAGCUAGAAACCGGGAACAGGGAGAGUACAUACCGGGUAACUGUGGACAAGUCAGUGCGGGAACGGAGGUUAAAGUCGUCGACUUGACUACCGGUGAAAGUCUGGGCCCUAAUACCGACGGAGAGAUAUGCGUUCGCGGAGUCAAUCUGAUCGCCGGUUACCUCAAUAACCCGAAGGCCUGGGAGGCGGCGGUGGACGGGGAG
Molecule: messenger RNA, 603 nt
Organism: Oppiella nova
Lineage: Eukaryota; Metazoa; Arthropoda; Arachnida; Sarcoptiformes; Oppiidae
Source: the annotation of a GenBank genome assembly